Messenger RNA from Perognathus longimembris pacificus (Pacific pocket mouse), 1108 nucleotides. RefSeq names its product actin binding transcription modulator (gene Abitram). Lineage: Eukaryota; Metazoa; Chordata; Mammalia; Rodentia; Heteromyidae. The record is from RefSeq and is a predicted model, not a curated record. Gene Ontology annotation, cellular component: filopodium tip; nucleus; dendrite. The transcript is spliced from 6 exons. Gene Ontology annotation, biological process: regulation of filopodium assembly; regulation of actin filament polymerization; dendrite morphogenesis. Gene Ontology annotation, molecular function: actin monomer binding; actin filament binding. Bases 112 to 657 code for a protein of 181 amino acids.
GCGUGCGCACAACUCUACACAGCGCACCGGAAGGACGUCUUCUAGUCUGCGCCUGCAGACGGAAGUGCUUGGAUCCCAGAGGGCGUGGUAGCGGCCGCUCGGGCUGUAGCCAUGGCUACCGAGCCGGUGACUGCAGAACCUGAGAUACCGUCGCUGGUGGAUCGUUACUUCACUCGCUGGUACAAAGCCGAUGUCAAAGGAAAACCCUGUGAAGACCACUGUAUCCUACAGCACUCUAACCGAAUAUGUGUCAUCACAUUGGCUGCUUCUCAUCCAGUUCUUCAAAGUGGAAAAACAAUACAAAGUAUUUCCUAUCAGAUCAGUACCAACUGUAGCAGACUGGAGAACAAGGUUUCUGGGAAAUUUAAGCGGGGGGCACAGUUUUUAACAGAACUUGCACCUCUGUGUAAAAUUUACUGCUCAGAUGGAGAAGAAUAUACUAUAUUUAGCUGUAUUAGAGGACGUUUGAUGGAAGUAAAUGAAAAUAUUCUCCAUAAGCCAUCUAUUCUUCAAGAAAAGCCAUCCACUGAAGGCUACAUUGCAGUUGUAUUACCCAAAUUUGAAGAAAGUAAAAGCAUAACAGAAGGGUUAUUGACACAAAAACAGUAUGAUGAAAUUGUGGGAAAACGAAUUAAUGCCACAACAGCUACAUCCUGAGGAAUGAAAUGGAGUAGAAGCGAUGCAAAAUUCAUAACCUUACCUGGCCUACCUCAUCAGUGCAUUGAAGGAGAAGAAGCAGUAUCUGUGAGGCAUGCUCCUGCCUUCAGCAGGGAAGGGCUAAUCCUUCAGUUAACUUUGUCUUCCUCCUUUGACUACCCAAAACAAGCCUUGGAUCCCUUUGGUCUUCAAGCUCCCAAAUCUGCCAUCCCUAGCUAUUCUGUCUGUUCUUGCUUCUAACAACUGGUAAACAAGGAUUUUUUUUUAAUUAAAACCAAACUAAACUCUUUGAGGGAAACUUCAAAACAGUAAAGUUUUAGGUAGCCAAGAAAAAAUAAUUUACUCAUAGUUAAAAUUUGGAAGUAAAUACUGCAUUUUGACAUACUCCUAUUUGAGUACUGUGACACACUGUUUUUGUUGGUCGUGGUGGUGGUGGGUGUGUGUCCAUCUA